GUUCAAACUUAAUUAAUAUUAAGAGAUAAACUAAGCUUGAGCCUCGCAAAACUCCACUAAGCUUCUACUCGACUCAUUUACCAAAAAUAAAAGCUAUGCAUAUUGACAAAAAAAUGUCAAUAAUGUAAUUUGCCAAAUCCUCAAGGGCAAAAGCAUAAGCCAACUCAACCCUCAAAGUUUGACUGAAAAACACUCUUUAACCUCUCCUGGGAUGUAACAUGAAACCCUCUCAUCUCCUCUUCCACCUCCUCCACCUCUUCACAGCCUCCCUUCUCCAUGUCAACCACCUCAUCUCCUCCAAUGAAGAACCACCCACAACCACCACAUCUCCUCCUCCUCUUUCUCCUCCCCAUCAUCCUCUCUCUCCACUCUACCUCUUCACUUGAAUUCCUCUUCAAUGGCUUUGACCCCUCCAAUAUAUCUCUCUAUGGCAUUGCCACCCUUGAGUCCAAAAUCCUAACUCUCACCAACCAAACAAAUUUCACGAUCGGCCGCGCUCUCUACCCAUCGAAAAUCCCCACAAAGGAUCCGAAUUCGUCGUUAGUCCGCCGGUUUUCGACCUCUUUCGUCUUCUCCAUGGCUCCAUUCAAAGGUGGCAGCCUUCCUGGCCAUGGCAUAGUCUUCUUGUUUGUACCAUACACAGGCAUUCAAUCAGCCACUUCAGCCCAAAACUUAGGCUUCCUCAACCACACCAAUAAUGGAAACCCCAAUAACCAUGUCUUUGGGAUUGAAUUUGAUUGUUUUCAAAAUCAAGAAUUCAAUGACAUAAGUGCCAACCAUGUUGGGAUUGAUUUGAAUUCACUCACAUCAACAAGUUCUCAUGAUGCAGGCUAUUAUAGUGGUGAUGGUGACAAGUCCUUUAAUGGGUUGAAGCUAAACAAUGGAAAAAACUACCAAGUAUGGAUCGACUAUGCUGAUUUUCAAAUCAAUGUGACUAUGGCUGUGGCAGGGAUGAAAAGGCCUAGUAGGCCAUUACUCAAUGUUUCAAUGAAUCUCUCUCAAGUGUUUGAGGAUGAAAUGUAUGUCGGAUUCACCGCAGCGACCGGGCAAUUAGUCCAGGCUCAUAGGAUCUUGGCUUGGAGCUUUAGUAAUUCGAACUUUUCGUUGAGCGAAGCGUUGAUCACAACUGGUUUGCCAUCGUUUGAGCUGCCCAACAGCUCGGUUUUUCAAUCAAAAGGGUUCAUUGCAGGCAUGACAGUGGGGGGUUUCUUUGUUGUUGUUGGUUGUUCUGUUUUUGCUCUGUUUUUAGUGAAGAGAAAGAGGAGGAGAGAAAGGGAGAGAGAUGAAAUGGAAGACUGGGAAUUAGAGUACUGGCCACAUAGAAUGAAUUAUCAAGAAAUUGAUGCAGCAACAAGGGGGUUUUGUGAUGAAAAUGUGAUUGGAAUUGGUGGGAAUGGGAAGGUUUACAAGGGGGUGUUGCCCGGAGGAGGGGUAGAGGUUGCGGUGAAGCGAAUUUCGCAUGAAAACAGUGAGGGAAUGAGGGAAUUCUUGGCUGAAAUCUCAAGUCUCGGAAGGCUAAAACAUAGGAAUUUGGUGGGUUUGAGAGGUUUUUGUAAGAAAGAGAGAGGUAGCUUGAUUUUGGUGUAUGACUACAUGGAGAAUGGGAGUUUGGACAAAAGGGUGUUUGAUAAUUGUGAUGAGAACAAAAUGUUGAGUUGUGAGGAAAGAAUAAGAAUAUUGAAAGAUGUGGCUGCAGGGGUGUUGUACUUGCAUGAGGGAUGGGAAGCCAAAGUCCUCCAUAGGGAUAUAAAGGCUAGCAAUGUGCUACUUGAUAUAGAAAUGAAUGCAAGGUUGGGGGACUUUGGUUUAGCCCGAAUGCACGAGCACGGACAUGUGGCAAGCACGACAAGGGUGGUGGGAACAGUCGGGUACUUGGCGCCAGAGGUGAUCAAGAGUGGCCGGGCAUCGGCCCAAACAGAUGUGUUUGGUUUUGGAGUCUUGAUUUUAGAGGUCAUCUGUGGGAGGCGACCGAUAGAGGAGGGGAAGCCACCUUUGGUAGAGUGGGUAUGGGAAUUGAUGGCACGGGACGAAUUAGUCCAUGCCCUUGAUGAAAGAUUGAGGGGUGGAGGGUUCAAUGUGGAAGAAGUGGAAAGGGUUUUGCAGCUAGGGUUGUUGUGCACGUACCCAGACGCGCAAACGAGGCCGACAAUGAGGCAAGUAGUGAAGGUUUUGGAAGGAAAGGGCGAGGUUGAUGAGAGUGAAAUUGAGGACAUGGAAGUGUAUUUGCUUGAGAAGAUGAAGUCUAAGGAGAUGUGGUCCAAAUAUCCACAUUGUAUGGGCAAUGGGUCACACCCAACAUUUGAACAAAUUAGACAGUCAAUCUCAUCUUCCAUCUUGUCCCUCUCUUGGUCUGAUGCUAUUGUGGAAGGUAGGUGAUUCUUCAUCAAUGAAGUGAUAUUGCAUUGGUUUUUGUCGGUUUUACCAAUUUUGGUGCACUCAAAUUUGCCCAAACUGCAUGCUCAAAAAAAGUUCAAAGAACAAUUUUCAUGUAAAUUUGUUAUCUUUGAUUAUAGGUUCAUUCUUGUUUAGUGGAUUGGAUGUUGUAGAUGAGAUUUUUUUUAGUUUGCUAGAGGAUAUACAUAUGAGACAGAUUGCUAUAUAUACACAUAUAUACUACCUACCAUGUUACAAUUGAGAAAAUGGGUCUUGGAUUUUAA
Molecule: messenger RNA, 2657 nt
Organism: Camellia sinensis
Lineage: Eukaryota; Viridiplantae; Streptophyta; Magnoliopsida; Ericales; Theaceae
Product: Concanavalin A-like lectin protein kinase family protein
Biological process (GO): protein phosphorylation
Molecular function (GO): protein kinase activity; ATP binding; carbohydrate binding
Source: RefSeq, a predicted model, not a curated record